GCGAUGAGAGUACAUGUUCUUGUCAUUGUUUUUGUUGUUACACAAUCGGGUGUCCAAUUGAUGGCACCUGUUCGACCUGUUACAGAGAGUGGAGCGGUUCAACAUCCAAUUAUUGUCAAAGAGAAAACAUUGCCUACAAUCUGCCAACAGUUUCACAGACUUCAACAUAUGAGGAUCGAGAUGCCAAUUAUGCAGUUGAUGAAAAUGGGAGAACCUCUUCAAGAACUGCGACUGAGGAAAAUCCCAGUUUUUCCUUAAAAUUUUCAGAAGUCAAAAAAUUAAAAUACAUAUAUAUCGACAUAUACGAAUUGAGUACCAGUGAAGCUCGUUAUGACGUCUAUGUGAGAAACUUCACUGAAACCUCUUUAACAGAUGCCAAGUUGUGUAGAACUUUUACAUUGUCUUCAAGGGGGAGAAUUUCGGGUAAUCUUACGUGUGAUCAAGUAAUGAUCGGUGAUUCAAUUGUCAUCCACAAGGCUGUCAGCUGGGGGAGUUUGAUAAUCUAUGAAGUAAAAGUGUAUGAAUGUAGCUCUGGUACAUACGGAUAUCUCUGUGACAAGAUGUGCGAUAACUGCCUCGAAAACCAGUGCGACAGAAUCACGGGAGUUUGCAUAAAAGGCUGCAAUGAUAAUAGGUAUGGAGACAUGUGUGAUAAAGAGUGUCCUGCUAAAUGUGGAAAUUCUUGUGACAGAUACUUGGGAUGUACGAAUUGCUCCCCUGGAUUUACUGGGGCUAGCUGUACAAAAUGUAUGGACGGCACUUUUGGUAAAAACUGUGGUUUUACAUGUACAAAUUGCCGUCUGGAAUUUUGUGACAAUAUUGAAGGAUGCCAGCAAUGUUUAAGGGGCUUUUAUGGACCCAAUUGUAAUAACUCUUGUCCAGAUCAUUGUAGGAAUAGUGAAUGUAACAAAACUUCAGGAUUUUGUUCAGUUGGAUGUGAAGACGGUUUUAUGGGUUCAAAUUGCGAAAUACCUUGCAGAAGUAAUUGUGUCACUUGCGUUUCAAUUGUUUUAUGUUCAUCGUGUAUCGAUGGAAGGUAUGGUCAACAAUGCGAAUUAUCAUGUUCAGAAACAUGUGGCGGAAAACAGACUUGCGAUAAAGAAAGUGGCCGGUGUGAUGAAUGUAUGGAUGGAAAAUAUGGAAAAACUUGCACAAAACUUUGUAGCAAUAAUUGCAAAUCAAGCAUGUGUCAAAGGGAUGGGGACUGUAUUGAUGGAUGUAAUGAAGGAUGGUUAGGUCUGAAUUGCAGUAUGAAAUGUACCGAAAAUUAUUGUUUAGAAUGUAUUCUGUCUGGUUCAACAGUUUCGUGUAAUAAAUGUGAGGAAGGUUACUAUCUAGGCAAUCAGGAUAAGUGCCAGAUAUGUCCAUCUAAUUGUUUAUCUUGUGAGAAUAAAUCGAAAUGUACCCGAUGUAAAACAAAGUUUACUGGACCUUUGUGCGACAAGGACUGUAACAGAAAUUGCAUUGAUCAUGUAUGUGAAACAGAUGGUGUUUGUACAUAUGGGUGUAAUAAUAGAAAGCAUGGGGUAGAAUGUUCUAGUGAAUGUAGAGCGAAUUGUGAACAUUGCUAUGAUUACAACAACUGUACACAAUGUUCACCUGGAUAUUACGGAUUGUAUUGUUCGUCUUGUUAUCAAAACUGUUAUAACUGUACUUCAAACCGAGAGUGUUCAUCCUGCAAACCUGGAUUUCAUGGGAAAUACUGUCAGUUUCCUUGUUCUCCAGAAUGUCUGACCUGUAAUGCUUCAGAUUUCUGUACCUACUGUAAGGAGGGCUGGUCAGGCAGAACAUGUCAAUGUAAUGUAAAUUGUAAUGAUGAAUGUGGUGACAAUGGAAAGUGUGUGAAUGGAUGUAAAAGUUCAUUUUACGGUGAAUAUUGUAAUGUAUCCUGUCCUGUGGAAAAUUGUCAAAUAUGUGAUCAAAAGUUUGGAAAUUGUAUAAAGUGUAAGGAAGGACGUUAUGGAAACCAGUGUGAUAUGGAUUGUAGAAGGACAUGUGUUGGAUCAGUCUGUGAUAUCGAUGGCAAAUGUCUUCAAGGCUGUCAAGAAGGUUUAACUGGAGAAAAUUGUGAAAUGAGUAAACAGACAAAGGAUAUUCCUGACGCUCCAUUGUACGUAUUUGUGUUGAUAGGGGGAGCUCUUUUGGUCGCGCUUGUUUUGAUUCUUGUGAUUGUCUUAAGAAGGAACUUGCAAGAAAAACAAAAAAGUUUGUCGCCUCCUAUGGAAAAAGAUAUGAGACUGACUGAGUUUUUAAACGAGGAGGAUCGGAUCUAUGCCAAUGAAAAUGAACAGAACGAUAGUCCACAAAUUCAGAGACGAUCAUUGUAUACGGAGAUCUCACCAUACAACCUCCGUGGAUCUCAAGCAUACCUGAUCGAACUCGAUCCUAAUGACGUUGAUGAUGUCGAUGUACCUACAUCUGUUGAAUCAGACUAUUAUAAUGUGAAGAUAACUCUUGUCCCAGUAGAUAAACUUUGGGAAAAUGUUCAGUUAAAAAAAUCCAGGGGAGAACUUCACACGGAAUUUGAGAGCAUACCAAAUGGUCUCUUAGAGCCAUGCAAAGAGGCUUUGAAACCACAAAACCGGUCUCGAAACAGAUACAAGAAAAUGUAUCCCUACGACUCAACCCGAGUAAUUCUACAAGUGGAAAAGGGAACAGAAAAUACAGAUUUUAUCAACGCUUGUUUUGUGCAUGGUUUUGAAAAAGAAAGGGAAUAUAUUGCUGCUCAGGGUCCAUUUACUCCAGAAACUGUUUAUGAUUUUUGGAGAAUGAUAUGGCAACAAGAUUGUGGAAAAAUUGUUAUGCUUACAAAUGUCGUGGAAAAUGAAAUAAUGAAAUGCAAAAAGUAUUGGCCAGACAAAGAAGAAUCAUAUGGUCAUUUUCAUGUCAAAUUGGUAAAAGAAGAUAUCACAGCUGAUUAUACUACUCGAUAUUUUAUUCUUUCAGCGAAUGGGAACACAAAGGUCAUUACGCAGUUCCAUUUUACCGCAUGGCCUGAUAAGGGUGUUCCCCAAAAUGUGACUUCAAUAGUGGACUUCAGGAACAAAGUUGUCAGCCAUGACGCCAAACAAGAUGGACCAAUGCUAAUUCACUGCAGUGCAGGGGUUGGCCGCACGGGGACGUUUAUGGCACUGGACUUCCUGAUAAAACAGGGAGUGCGGGAAAGAAGUGUUGACGUCAUCAACUGUGUGGCCCGGAUGCGUCAACAAAGGGUGCAUGUUGUGCAGACAGUGGAGCAAUACGUAUUCUUGCACGAUGCCCUGGUUGAGGCUCUUACAGAAGGAAAAGGUGUUGUGACGGCCAACGAGUUUCCUGAGUAUUACAAAUGUUUAAAACAACUCAAUCCCUCUACUAAAAAGAGUGGAUUGUGGGAACAAUUCCAGCUUAUCAACAAAUUAUCACCAGUUUUUGAUGACAGAAAUUUUCAAACAGCUAAACUCAAGGAGAAUAGAUGUAAAAAUAGAUAUACCAAUGUCCUUGCAAGUGACAACUAUAGAAUAUUUAUCUCAAGUGGUGACAAUAACUACAUUAAUGCUAUACAAAUACCGGGCUACAAGCGUAGGAAUUCAUUUGCUCUCACACAAAUGCCUUUGACCAACACAGUCCAGGAUUUCUGGUUUCUUGUCUUGGAACAAGACGUGUCCACAAUAGUUAUGAUGAAUUCUUUCAAGAAUGAUAAGAGUAUGGGAAUCUACUGGCCAGUGGAUAAAGACGAAGUCACAUUUGGACCAAUCACCGUCAAGCUUCUGGAGAGGGAGGCUGGAAACGCUCCCUAUGGUGUUCUCAAAAUGAAGGUGUUAAAUGUCAAGACCCAAGAAGAGAGAAUUGUGAAACAGUUCCAGUGUAAAUUUUGGUCAGAAGAUGCUGUCAGACCUGAAAGACCCGAGCCAAUGCUAGAGAUGAUAGAAGAAAUAAAUGCAUGGCAGAAACAAGUCAACAACCCUGUUAUUGUGGUUCAUUGCAUGAAUGGCGCAAAGAAAAGUGGUCUAUUUUGUACGGUUGCCACCGUCUUUGAGAGACUGCGCACUGAACAGGAAGUCGGAGUUCUGCAGACGGUGAUACAAAUGAGAACUCGCCGCUCUCAAAUCGUGCCCAGUCUGGAGCAGUUGGUUUUCUGUUAUGAUGCUGUACAAACCUAUACUGACAUGUCUAAUACAUACAUGAAUAUAUGAACUUACCCUAAAGAAGUCCUGUCGAAAUAUGUAACUUCAUCCUGUUUGUAUUAAGGGUGUUCAUAUGAAUGUCCAUUUUUGGAGGGGGAAAUAAAAUAUGUUCUUACAAUAUACAAAGGUAUAAAAAAAAAAUAAUUUAUUUCUACAUAUUUGUAUAUAUACAGUAUACAAAGACUUUUGUUAAAAUUUUGAAAUAUCAAGAGAGACAACUGCAUGAUUUUUUAAGAAUUAA
Saccostrea echinata is the source of this 4404-nucleotide messenger RNA. Its product is annotated as receptor-type tyrosine-protein phosphatase kappa-like. Gene Ontology annotation, molecular function: protein tyrosine phosphatase activity. Lineage: Eukaryota; Metazoa; Mollusca; Bivalvia; Ostreida; Ostreidae. The transcript is spliced from 22 exons. Gene Ontology annotation, biological process: protein dephosphorylation. The record is from RefSeq and is a predicted model, not a curated record. The coding region runs from base 447 to 4172 and encodes 1241 amino acids.